This is a messenger RNA of Ylistrum balloti, 3583 nucleotides long. Its product is annotated as coiled-coil domain-containing protein 191-like. Bases 140 to 3091 code for a protein of 983 amino acids. Gene Ontology annotation, molecular function: phosphatase binding. The record is from RefSeq and is a predicted model, not a curated record. The transcript has 18 exons. Lineage: Eukaryota; Metazoa; Mollusca; Bivalvia; Pectinida; Pectinidae.
UAUUGACCUACCUGUGGUAUUGAACUUCUCGUGCUGUCUCGACAAAGUCACGUGCCGAGAUUGACUACAGAAAUUGUUUAAACAUGGCGGCUCCCAUGGUCGUUGUUUACAUCGCAAAAGAAUAGCUUAAACAGCAGCUAUGGAGGAAGGUAAACACAAACCUGCACUUUACAGAUGGAAAAAACAAAACGACACACGUUUAUACUCCAGAUCACAGAAAGUGACAACAAACAAUGAUAUACAGGACUGGAUCAAGACUGUGGAGGCAGCAUCUGAUAAGGCUGCACAGAAAGUUUUUGGAUCAAAUUCAAAGUCUUCAGGAAAAUCUCUCGGAAAGGUAGCAUCAUUGAAGUCAGUGAAUCAACUCCGUGAACAUGAUGCUGCUCUUAGUGAAGCACAAGAUCUCCUCUCACAGUGGAUGGAGGAUAAAGUCCACCUACCAGAUGACGAUGAAGAUUAUUGGGAGGAAGAUACGGGUCAAAGACGAGUUGUCCAGUCAGAUGUGAAGCGUGAGUGGGAUCACCUCCUUCAGAAUAACUAUGAGGAGCAGGGUUUGGUGAAACCACAACCAACCAUCAAUGAUACCGAUCCAUAUGCCUUUCUCGCAGAACAAGAUGAGGAGAGUGCUGUUGAAUCCAUCCUACAACAUAUGCUUAGUAAGAAAUUUGUAAAUGACAAUGUUACCAACGAUUUAGGGUUUAAGGACUUAAACAAGCCAGAUCCUCGGACAAAAAUGGAGCUUAGACACAAGCAGGUGAAAGAGAAUAGAGAGAAACGCCAGCAAGAAUUGGAAAGAAAGAAAAGGGAACACCAAGCAAAAAAGGAUGCACAUCACAAAGCUAAGCAGAUUGUUCUUCAGGAGGAGAAAGACAAACUUUCAAAAGCUAAGAAGGAGGAAAUGGAGAUUCGAAAAGAAAUGGCUCGGAUACGCAAGGACAUGCAGGAGGAACGCCGCCAGCUAGAAGAACAAAGGACUAGACAGAAAAAGAGUCAGGAAGAAACGUAUAACAAAGCUACUGCCUUAGUAGACAAGGAGGAAGCCAAAUCCAAUCAGGAGAGAGAGGAACUAGAGCGUGCAGAGGAACAGAGACGUAGAAAGAUUAUGUUAAAACUUGGACAAAUACAGACGAGACAGGAGGCUGCGAACCUAAAGUGUCUUCAGCGCCAUUUUUCUGCCUGGUACAACAUUGUACUUCAGCGUCGUCUACAGAUUGGACGAGCUAAAGCCAUCCAUGACUGGAAACUCCUCCUACAAGCCUGGAAUGCGUGGAAGGCAUACAUACGCUCACGACGAAUCGAUAGAGAGACUAAACAACAUGAAAUCUCUGUGAUACAAACUCACAGGAAGACACAAGCAGCUGAGACACAUUACAGGGUAUGGUUACUAAGGAAGUACUUUGUUGCGUGGCAACUGUGGAUUAAAGUAGAACAGGAGAGAAAAGGAAUGGAACAAGCUCAAGAAAAAACACGCAACAAAAUGGCUGCUUUACUAGAAGCAGCUGCCAAGGGGAAGCUUUUAGAGGGCGGUGAUACUGAUCGGCCGGACAAAGGUCAAAACAAAGUCGUCAAGGCUACUAACCUGGCAGUGGAUGCCUUGUUUGAGAACAAUCAGCGACGACCUUUGACUUCAAGAAGUGAUGUAUCAACAGAUGUUGGUCAUGAUUCUGCCAAAAAACCGCUGGAGCGAAACAGAAUACCUACAGAGGCGUGGCAGGUUACCAAGCGACAUCUUCAGCUGACCACUGAUGAAAUUGCUGGACUUGGGGGCGGAGAUAACCAGGGGGAGCAUCACUCAGACCAAAAAAUACGCAACAGAUUUGGGACCCAGCCAUGGAUGAACAGAAAAUAUAUGCCAAAUAGCUUUGAGAAUCGUCACAAUGCACAACAACGGAUUCUGGAGGAGCAGCAACGACAGCUCAAGGAGCAGCAACGUCUGAUAGAGGAACUACAGUUUAAUCAAAAACAACAAGUGCUGGAACAACAGGGUAGUACACAGCGACAACUGGCAGAAAGAAUAACAUCUGGAAAGACAACACUUCUUACUGACAAUAGUAAAACAACAGUAAAGAAAUCACAGCAGCAACACAAUGAUCAAAUAAACAAUAAGCAAAUCAACAACGGAAAACAUGACAAUAACGAGGGACGUUUUGACAGCAGUGCUCUUGAUCCUAUGACAGAAAGGUCAGAGGUCACAGAACAAUCAGAGGUUACAGCAAGGUCAGAGGCCACAUCUGCAGUUAGUUCUACAACCAACAAGAAUAACACUAAAUACCUGACUGUUUUGAAAAAUAUGGAAGCUCGAGCAGCAGAACGAGGCCGUCUCAAGGCAGAAAGGGAAGAAAAACGCAGACUAGCUGAGGAGGAAAAUUUGAAACGCCUAAAGGCCGAGGAGGAAUUGUUGUUACAAAAAGAUGCUGAAGAGAAGAGGGCUCGCAUUGCUGCACAUCGAGAGAAGAAACGACUAGAAAAAGAGAAAGAAAUACAGAAACAGCUUAAUGAACAACGCAUGAAAGAACUUACAAGUAAAGCUAACAGUCACUACUUACGGGCCACUCUCAAGUUUCGUUGCUUGGGGCCAUUCCAGAAGCUGGUGGAGAUGGCAAGGAGGAACGAGGUCAAGGCUGUACGCCAUCACAACAACAAUCUGAAAAGACAAGCAUUCCUGAACUGGCGUUCCAAUGUCAAGGCCAUCAUAUCUGAAAAGGAGGCUAUGGCAGACCAGAUGUAUAAAUACUUUCUCAUCCGUCACUUCUUCUCUAACUGGAGAAAUUUUAAACACCACACAACUAUUAUGGAGGGACGUGCACGGCGUAUCCAUGAGCGUAACACCAAGUGUAAGGUUUUUCAGGCAUGGCAUGAGUACACACAUGUGGAGAGAGAGAGGGCUGUGGUACACAACCAAUUGGCUACGGAUCACUAUAGACAGUCUCUGCUGAGAAAAGUAUUCCAGACAAUAAAGGAUUAUCCAUCAACACGCAAGAAAGAGAUCGAACGAGAGAAAAGACGAGCUGAGAUGAGACAAAAGGUCGCAGCAAUGAUACCUGAUUACGAGGCCAAAGAGAUGAGGAAAAGUUCAGCAGAUUUCUCCUGAUUAAGUCUAAAGAAAUUUUAGCAAAUUUUCUGGUUAUGUCUACAAAACAAAAAUAGUGUACUAUAGGCUUUUGAUGCAGAUAUAAUUCCACAGGUUUCUUUAGACUUCAGAGCUAGGAAAUAAUCAAAUUGUCUGAUAUCAGUGGAAACGUAUUACUCUGGAUAAACAGAUAGUAGUUGUUUAAAUACCCUCACCAUAAAUAGUUCUAAAUAUUUAUCUUAAUGAAAUCUUAAAAACGUGUAUCCACCAAGUUAAAGGAUGUAUCCACCAGGUUAAAGGAUGUAUCCCACAGGUUAAAGGAUGUAUCCACCAGGUUAAAGGAUGUAUCCACCAGGUUAGAGGGUGUAUCCACCAGGUUAAAGGAUGUAUCCACCAGGUUAGAGGGUGUAUCCACCAGGUUAAAGGAUGUAUCCACCAAGUUAAGGAUGUAUCCACCAGGUUAAAGGAUGUAUUCACCAAGUUAAGGAUGUAUCAACCAGGUUACAGGAUGUA